AUGAAGACUAUUUUAACAUGGUUGGGAUUAUGUCUGGUGGCUGAAUUGCAAUGCCAUGAUAUUGGGUACAUUUGGAGUCCUCUAGCUUCAGAUGACCACAGACACAGGUCAGUGAUGGCAUCCAUCCGUGAGAGGUCAUUCUUGGGUCUCAGAGAUGGCCUGGCAGUGGACAGGAGACCAUGGACCUCAGACACCACCCCAAGACCCAAACGCAGGCGCCCAGAGACCCAAAAAGUGAAUUUUUCACACAGGGUCCAGGCUGCCAGAUUGGUGAAUGCCAAUAAGGAUGCUGCCAGGGGUUGGAAAGACAUGGAGAUGGGUCCCAAUCAGCCCCAGUUCCAACCUUACCACAGCCCAUUCCCGAAGGUUGUGGGAUAUAACCUGAAAAAGGCCUCUCUGGAAACUCCAACCCCUGGAUUUCUGCAGUCCAUGGAAGACAUGAGAAACUCUCCUGACUACUCCUUUGAGACCCCUCAGAAAGGUUUCAAUGAGGACAAUGGAUUUUGUCAAAAUCUCUUUGAUCCAAGCUGCAAAGAUGUUCCUUUUCAACAUGAGAAUACAUGGAACUCAGCUGAUGAUGAAACCUUGAAGUACAAGAAACCAACUCAGGCUAGAAUGCAGAGAAGAAAUGUUCCUGAGCAUGACUGGAUCUCCUUCAUGGCAAAGCACUUCAAGAGAGCCAUUCAUAGCAAAAGAUCCCCCAAAACAAUGCUUCCAUUUUUCAAAUGCAUCUUGGAUGAUGUCAAGAAAUCAAACUCUCUCAAAGAUGACUAUCAGGGGCAUCAGGAUUGCUGGACAGAAAUGCAUUCAAUUCUGGGAGCCUGAAAAUUUGAAAAAGGCAGAAUGAAGGAAGAAUAGCUUAUUUCUGCAAAAUAUCAAAAAAUAAAAAGAAAGCGGGAAGCGCACAAAAUAAUUCGUCUCCUGAUGCUGAGUCAACUUUCCCAAAACCCAGGAUGCGAUAACAGGGGAGAUGUCAAGUUCAAUGACCCUGGAUUGUAUUUACAGAAACUCUGGAUGAGUCUUUGGGGGCAAAUACAAAGUCUGAACCAGCA
Notodromas monacha is the source of this 1052-nucleotide messenger RNA. Lineage: Eukaryota; Metazoa; Arthropoda; Ostracoda; Podocopida; Cyprididae. The record is from the annotation of a GenBank genome assembly.